Messenger RNA from Lachancea meyersii CBS 8951, 1911 nucleotides. The record is from the annotation of a GenBank genome assembly. NCBI's taxonomy places the organism in Eukaryota, Fungi, Ascomycota, Saccharomycetes, Saccharomycetales, Saccharomycetaceae.
AUGAUUCGUAAUAGCAUCGUGAACUUCACCAGAGCAUUUCACGUACAGUCUUGUUUUAAUGGGUCGCAAGUGAAGGGUAAAUUGAGGCAUUUUGAGAGGUACAAUAAAGUGACCAGACGAUCACCGGCAGAACUAGAGAGAUUGGCUGAAAAACGGCGAUUGAGUCUCAAAAAGCUUAACAAAAAGGCCUAUUCCAAGCAGCAUGCAGAGCACAUUUUGAAGAGCAAGUACGAGGUCUCCGAAGAUACCCUUCGGUCUGCAACCUUGGGACCAACAAGCGGAUCUGAUGUGAAGUUUUUAAAACUGGCUCACGAUAGAAGACUCAUAUUUACGAUUCUGGGGGUUACCGGAGAACAACUAAGAGACUCUAAGCUGGUGGCAAAUGAUGUGGCUAAAUUUCUGGCUCGAGGCCAGUUGGAUAAAGCCGUGUUUUUAGCGCGCUUAGCGAAGAGUCGUGGAAUUGUGGGAAUGAACAAAAUCAUAGAACAUUUCUGCCGAGAGCAGCAGGAUGGCAAAUCUGCGAUAGACCUGUACACUUGGAGAAAAAAAUGGGGCAUUCCACCAAACGAGUUUACCGCUACGAUACUAUUCGAUGGGCUAGCAAAGCUACGGCAACCACUAGGCCAAAAACUGGCGAGUCGAGUGCUGAAAAUUGCAAUGCAGUUGAUUAAUAACGAGACCAUAAAUCUAACAGAGUUCAAUGCUGCUCUAAGCGCUUUGGUUAAUUGCAAGGACGAAGAAUUGGUUUUCGAACUGUAUGACGCGAAACCAAAAAGUUUGAUAGGCGAUGCAAUUACAUAUACGCUUUUGCUUCGAGGUGCGACUAAAAUGCAGAAUGACCAGCUGUGCUUAAAAAGAGUUGAUACAAUAAUGGCAGGCGUGCCCAAAAGAUUUUUGGAUGCGAGACUCAUGCAUGACUACUGUCGCGUUUGGCACCACCGCAGCGACAAGGAUCUGUCAUCCAUUGCUUCCGCAGCACUUCUGAAAUAUUUCAAUGUCGGAGAUGAUUUACCCACUCUUCAAAUACCGAGUGGUGUAAACUUACCAGAUCUACAGUACUGGGACGUUCGGAGAAAAUACGACGCAAACAGCUUCGUAAUCGACCUUCUGCUCGAAAAUUAUGCCAAGAAUGGCAAAUUCGAGCUUGCGUUGAAAACUUAUAGACAGCUGAUCGAUAAACAAUCGCAACUUCUACCGCCCUCGUCCUACGAGAAGAUGAUAAAAACUGUCACCUCUGGCUUCCCGAACAAAUGCGGUCCACUGGCAGUUCAGAUAUUCGACGAGCUGAACAAACACCAUAAAACCAAGAAAAAUAGAAUGAUUCUGGUGUACAAAGCAUUUGAAAGGCAAGCAGGAAGAAAGUUUACCAAUGAAAGCUCUUCCAAAAUCGACAUUUUAAUUGAGGAUCUAUUCAAGUUUGCACAAGGGCUGGAAGGUAAAAAGUCCGGCUUGAAUGGUGCCACCGAGGUCUUGGAUUGGAAAGCGUGGAUGUUUUGCUGGAAUAUCAUAGGAAAAGCCAACGAGAGGCGUGCAAUCGAUAAGGCAAGAGCAAAAUGGAUUUUGAAUCAGUACAUUGACACUAUACUUUCCGGGCAAACGAAAUUUAAUAGAAUUCACCAAGAGGACUAUUCAGGGCUACGACAUGUCAGCAUUGAGAGUGUUCGUUUUCUAGCGUUCUUUGCUGAUCUGUUCAAGAGCUCAACUCAAAUAAGUGAGCCCUCGGAGGGACCCGAGCGUGACAACUUCUUGUAUCGCAGACUUCUCUUGAGGCUGAAAGAUAGAUUAUUGGCGUACGUGGCUAUUCUCGAGAAAAAGGCGGAGAAUGUUGAAAGCGUCGAAGAAUCUUUAAAACAAACGGCAGAAAAGCUUCGAGUUACUAGCAUGCCUGCACACAUCACAAAAACUACAUGA